AUCACCAGCAUCUUAUGACUCAUGGCUCAGGAUUUUGUAUAUGAUGAGUAUGAAGAGGUUCAGUUUUGCUAUCCUCAUGGUUACCAUGGCGUAGACAAAGAUGGUCGACCUGUUUAUAUUGAACGGAUUGGUAAAAUUGACCCCAGCAAGCUAAUGAGUGUUACCACAGUGGACCGGUUCUUAAGAUAUCAUGUUCAAGGGUUUGAGAAGGCUUUUGCUGAGAAAUUUCCAGCAUGUUCAAUUGCAGCCAAGAGGCACAUAGAUUCUACAACAACUAUACUGGAUGUGCAGGGAAUUAACUGGAUGAGCUUUGGCAAGGUUGCCCAUGAUCUUGUAAUGCGCAUGCAGAAAAUUGAUGGUGACAACUACCCUGAGACAUUGCAUCAAAUGUACAUUGUUAAUGCUGGCAAUGGAUUCAAACUGCUUUGGAACACAGCCAAAGGCUUUCUUGAUCCCAAGACUACUUCAAAGAUACAUGUACUAGGUACUGCUUUUCAUAAUAAAUUGUUGGAGGUUAUAGACGCAAGCCAAUUGCCAUAUUUUCUUGGUGGGACGUGUUCUUGCUCGAAUGAAGGUGGAUGUAUGAGAUCAAACAAGGGGCCCUGGAGUGACUUAGAUAUCAUGAAACUGGUUCACUCUGGAGAUGCACUCUACUCGAGGAAAAUUAUAAGUUCAUCUGAUUAUGAUGAUUUUGGAGUAAAAUUAUUUUCAACUAAGGUUAAAGGUAGUGAAAUAUCUUUAGUUGAUUCAGGAACAGAUGCCACUUCAAAUGCUUCAGGCUCGAUGCAAACAGUAGUACUUUCUGACGGGGGAAAGACGAAUGAUGCAGCUUCAGUCUGCAACUUUGUAGAAGCAGCUAAUGUUGCAAGAAUUGAAGAUUGUAAUUUAACAAAUAAUUUAGCCAAUAAUGUUCUCCCAAAACGGCAGCUGAAGAAUUCUAUUCAUCAUGUAACAAGUUUAGUGGUUUCCUUCAUUCUCAAAUUGUUAGCGUGUAUAUAUCUCCUACUCCAAAUGUUGAAGAGAUUGUUUCUAGUGCAACCUUCGCAAAAACGAUUAGAGAACCAGUUGAGACCCCAGUUGGAACGUAUUUCACCUGUAGUGGAAGAGGCUUCACUCCAUCCAUGUUGCCAGAGGCUGCAACAUUUAGAAACGUUAGUAACCGAACUGUUCAAUAAACCUACGAAAAUUCCUCCAGAGAAAGAUGACAUGCUUCAGGAAUCACUGAGUCGCAUUAAAUCUAUAGAACUAGAUUUACAGAGGACGAAGAAGGCACUGCUUGCUACUGCAUCAAAACAAAUGCAGCUUGCUGAGUCGUUGGAAAAUCUAAAAGAGGAUAGCUCAACUGGGAUAACACCCUCUUGCUGGCCAAGAAAUUGCAAGUAUUUUCCUCCAGAAAGAUGAGCACUGUUGCUCUGAAGUAUUAAAGUCCACCGAAGUUGUUUGUCCACAUUAACUCUUUGACCAUCAACGAUUCUGUAGGCUUUUUUAGUGGGGAGACACAGUGCAGGUCUCAUUCUAGGUUCCCAGAUUGGUGGUUUUCCGCCAGCAAAGAGAAGAGAGCUGUUUAUCAUUGAUCUCAUCUCUUUCUGAUAGGCAUUGCAGUUAAAGUGAUCUUCGAGUUUUUAUACAUAGAUAAUAUAUAGUUUUCUAUUUUCUUGGUUUUUCCAGACUCUUUCACAGCUCAAUACACAGGUCAAUACAUAUUUCCUCACUUGUAGUUAUGAUGCCAUUGCAUAUAGCAAAGAGCAGAGGCUAUGGUGCUUCAUUUUGUUUUGAUGGCUGAAGUGCGUUGGAAACUCCUCUGCUUUGAAGUGCAUAACCUGGGAGACAAGUGGAUAACAAAACUCUGUACAUAUUUUUGUGACUAUAUAUAUUCUCAGGAAUGAAACAGACAUUAGAACCUGAAUGACAUUAAGAUUAUUUUCAACACAAGGUAUUUGUAUUUGAUGAUUGAUAUAACUAAGAGCUUCACAGAUACUCUAAA
Carica papaya (papaya) is the source of this 1984-nucleotide messenger RNA. Lineage: Eukaryota; Viridiplantae; Streptophyta; Magnoliopsida; Brassicales; Caricaceae. The record is from RefSeq and is a predicted model, not a curated record.